AUGUUCCUCACUGAAACGAGCACGCGACACUCGCUACUAGCCAAAACGAAGCAUUUCCGAGAAAAGGGCCCGGCAAUGAUGCAGUCAAAUGCGAGCAAGCUAAUCAGCGAGACAAAUGACCAACCGGUGGAUGUUGACGCAGCAGACUUUGCCCCAAUACGUAUCGAGGAGGAGAGCGGCGAGGAGGAAAACUUUGACUUGUCGGCCAUCCCGACUGCUGACACGCAAAACCGGACAAAGCGAGACCGAGAUGUCAUCGCAGAUGGUUCUGGAGUCGGCGACAGCAAUGCAGAUGGGGCCGCCAUAGAGUUGGAUUCGGAUGGCGAGGAGGAGCCACCAUCCAAGCGAAUUCGUGAGGCUCUUGGGCCGGACUCCGACGAUGAUACCGAGGAGGACAAGAAGAAAAUGGCCAUGGACGUUUCAUAUGAAGGCUUCGCAAUCUACGGGCGCGUGCUCUGCCUCGUGGUCAAGAGGCGGGACGGGGGCGCCAAGACGAACCAGUCGACGUCGACCGGCAGCAGCGCGACCUCUGGACAGGCCAAGAUGGAGAACUGGAUUACAUCUACGCAAAUGCCCGCUGAGGAUGCUUGA
Molecule: messenger RNA, 591 nt
Organism: Cordyceps fumosorosea ARSEF 2679
Lineage: Eukaryota; Fungi; Ascomycota; Sordariomycetes; Hypocreales; Cordycipitaceae
Exons: 1
Coding region: 1-591 (196 amino acids)
Source: RefSeq, a predicted model, not a curated record